This is a messenger RNA of Eucalyptus grandis, 760 nucleotides long. RefSeq lists its product as uncharacterized. The transcript is spliced from 3 exons. The record is from RefSeq and is a predicted model, not a curated record. Bases 259 to 657 code for a protein of 132 amino acids. Lineage: Eukaryota; Viridiplantae; Streptophyta; Magnoliopsida; Myrtales; Myrtaceae.
UCACGUAUGGAUAUUUAUGUCUUUGCAACCCCAUACUGUGUGACAUGGGACUACUAUUUUUUAUCUCGUGAGCACACAUUUGAGUUUAAAGAGUGGGAAGGAAAAGCCGAGUUUGAAUAUGUGAAAAGUAGAGGAGUGUCAAUCUUUCCAAUGCAAGCCGGGAUGCUAAGGACCCUUCAAGCACUGUGGGACGUGUUUCCUUUGUUUUCAAAUGCCGGGUAGGGGGAGAAAUCUAACAUUGGCUUUCUCAAGAAGCAUAUGGGAGCUUCAUUUGAGCAACGUCCCCAGCCCUGGGUUACAAACAUCAGCAUUGAUGAUAUCCACUCUGGAGAUUUUCUUGCAAUUUCAAAAAUUCGUGGGAGGUGGGGUGGUUUUGAGACUCUGCAGAAAUGGGUCAGUGGAGCAUAUGCUGGUCACACAGCUAUGUGCUUAAAGGAUUCUGAAGGAAAGCGAUGGGUUGGUGAAUCUGGACAUGAUAAUGAACAGGUUGCUUCUGUUAUGACAGUAUGGAAACAAAUGCAACCAGCCUAUGCUGCGAACAUGUGGAAUGAAGCACUCAACAAGCAACUAGGAAUAGAGGUACCAUCCCAUUCAAAUUGCAAUUUACUUUAUGGCGACCUUACAAUUGUGUUGCACACAGGGCUUGGAUCUUCCUGAUCUAAUAGUUGAAAGGGAAAUGAUGGGGCCAUCUUUUGCUGAACUGCUGACAAUUCCAAAGCAAGAUGAUUGGGUAUACAGUGAUGGGAAGUCUGCCUCAUGU